CCUUGCUCCGGCAGUCACGUUCGAUGCCAAUUUCUAAACAAAAAAUCGUUUUUUGAAUAGCGAAUAGCGAUUAACUCAUCUGAGGUCGGAAUUGGAUGAACACUCGCAACUUUGACGACCUCCGUAGCCGGACCACACACACUACUUCGCCUCGCCGUCUAUAAACCGCAGUCACCAAUAGGUUUUCCCCCAACUUCGAUUUUAUCUGGAAUUGGGUGUUUAGGGAUUUUGAUUAGUUGAUAUUCACAAUCUUUUUGUUAGUCAAAUAAAUUCACCCAAUUUUCUUUUAUGCGGGAGCUCAUUUGUGUUUCUUUCCAUGUGCCCGGCUUAAACCCUAGAAAAUUCCAGGUACGUAUUGAUUGCUCUGUGAAUUAUCGUUUUUUGUUACCUCAAUAGGAUCGGAGUGCCAUAACUGGUUUCUUCUUUAAUGUUGCACCGAUGAAUCGUGAUCGGUAAUGUGGUUGUUUUGUCUAAAUCGAUCAAUUGGUUCGAUAAAGGUUAUUCAAUUCGAUGAUAGUGUGAUAUCCUGAACUAUUGUCUAAUACGGAGUAUGAGCCAUGGAGAGGGGAAAGAUAAGUUCUUUGGUGAGAAAGAGAAUCUGCAGUCAACGAGGAAGAAAAAGAAGUUGGGAAAAGACGAAUUUACGCAGGCCAUUGCCAGGAAUGUGGUGGCGCAGGUUUGUGAAAGCUUAGGUUUUCAGAGCUUUCAGCAGUCUGCAUUGGAUAAUCUCGCUGAUGUAGCGGGGUUGGAGCAUCUGGGCUCAGUUCAGGGUUUUCCAGGUGCUUCUGAUUUUAGGCAUUGCCUUGCACGAUCCGGCGUUGUGAAGGAUAUAAUUCGAUUUGUUAGUCAAGCUGAUGAAAUCCCAUUUGUAUAUCCGAUUCCUGCUUUUCCAGUUGUUAGAGAAAGGGUAUUGGACCUUAGUUUUGCUCAGGCACAGGAAACCCCCCCUGAAGAACAUAUACCUAGAUGGUUGCCCAAGUUUCCUGAUCCUGUGACUUAUGCUGAGUUAAGUUCUGCAAAUGAGAAAGGCUCAGAAACCGAAGCUGUUAAGAUUCAGCAGGUUGAAAAACAGAACAGGAGAGCUGAGAGGUCUUUGCUGAAUUUGCAGCAGAAGUUUAUGUGUAAUGGAUCUGAAGCGGGAGCAAUUGUUGAACAAGGGGAUGCGGCAAAGGCACAACGAGCAGCAGAAAACAAUCCAUUUCUUGCCACCCCUCUUCAAUCUUGGGAAAAGGAGGUAUCUUUGCCUAGUCUGCCAGCUAGGCUCAUCGAUGAGUCUUUGGGGUCUGGGUAUCAUCAAAGUCACGAAGUUAUGGAAAACCAUGUUUCGAUUACGAAGCCAUCUUUGCAAGCCAGUGAAGCUGCAAGGAGUGGUCCUUGUGAACCUGAGGAAAGGAAAAAGAUUCCUUUAAAUGGGAGGGCCAAUGUACAAUUUAAGGUUGGGAAUGUUAAGAAAUCCUUAGGCACGGUGACAAAACCUCAAAACAACGGCACUGAGAGAACUUCUUGGUUUGGUGACGAUCAUGAUGAAGCAGACAAGAAGAACGAUAUGGCUGAGAAGAUCCUUUGGGGAAAUACGGAGUAUCAACCAGAAGUGUCUAAUGUGUAAAUUAGAAUGUUUAAUUAGAGACUGUAUAAUUCUUUUCGGAGCUAGCAUCCAAUGCUUGCUUCGUAGUAGUCAGAGUCAAGAAGCUUGAUAUUCUCUGCACAGUGCACAAGCAUUUUAGAGUUUUGAAUGGAAAGUUUCGCUGAGUUGUUGAGGGUUAGUUGUCAGUUGUUUGCAUGAACCCAUGUCAUUGAAAAUUUUUUCAAUAACUGAAAUUAAAAUUAUUAGUUUUCGA
This is a messenger RNA of Salvia hispanica, 1838 nucleotides long. Its product is annotated as transcription initiation factor TFIID subunit 8-like. Gene Ontology annotation, molecular function: protein heterodimerization activity. NCBI's taxonomy places the organism in Eukaryota, Viridiplantae, Streptophyta, Magnoliopsida, Lamiales, Lamiaceae. The record is from RefSeq and is a predicted model, not a curated record. Gene Ontology annotation, cellular component: transcription factor TFIID complex.